UCACUUAAGAAAAAAUAGAAGAGCCGAAGUGAAGGCGGGUAGAUUGGAAAUUAGAAGGGUCAUCCUUCUCCUAGACAACAAUAAAGUAUUCAGAAAGGAACAGACACAGAGACACUACUUCCCUAGGCCACAUUCCUGGUAUCCGCUCUAUCUCCUCCCAUGGAGGAGCAACGGCGCCAGCUGCUGUCGGCCACUGCACAGCAGCGGAAGGGGCGGAAGGGGCGGAAGAGAAAGUUGGAGGAUGUCGUCACUCCAUCACCAGUGGCUGAAGAGGACGAGGCGUUGGAGGAAGGCGGCGCCGGCGAGAUCUGCUGCCAGAGCUCCUUAGAAACCCUAGCUCUCCAGGUGAGGGACCAGGUAGAGGUCCUAGAAAGAGGCUUUUCAUGGAGGAGAGCCGAUCGGGAAGCCGCUAAAAACGCUACUCAUGCCCUCGCCGACCUUGCAAAGAACGAGGAGCUUGUGAACGUGAUAGUUGAGAACGGAGCUGUGCCUGCACUUGUUCGGCAUCUGCAGGAGCCGACGGCUCUACUGAUGGAUGGCGAUGGCGGGGGAGAGCGUCACUACGAGCAUGACGUGGAGAAAGGGAGUGCAUUUGCUUUGGGCCUUCUGGCCGUUAAGCCAGAGCAUCAGCAACUAAUUGUUGAUGCUGGUGCCUUACCUCUUCUCGUGGGUCUCUUGGGAAGGCAUAGGAGGGGCCUCCAUACACGGGCUGUUAGUAGCCUUAUACGGAGGGCUGCUGAUGCUAUCACAAAUCUUGCUCAUGAAAAUAGCACCAUUAAAACCUCUGUUAGAAUUGAAGGUGGCAUUCCACCUCUAGUUGAACUGCUAGAAUCUGAAGAUCCAAAGGUGCAGAGAGCAGCUGCUGGAGCCUUGCGAACAUUAGCUUUCAAAAAUGAUGAGAACAAGAACCAAAUAGUCGAAUGCAAUGCUCUUCCAACACUUAUUCUUAUGCUUCGUUCUCAUGAUGCUGCUGUUCAUUAUGAAGCGGUUGGAGUUAUUGGGAACCUUGUUCAUUCAUCCCCAAACAUAAAAAAGGAAGUUCUCGCUGCUGGUGCUCUGCAACCUGUUAUUGACCUAUUAAGCUCUUGCUGUACUGAGAGCCAAAGAGAAGCUGCUCUUUUGCUUGGGCAAUUUGCCGCAACAGAUUCAGACUGCAAGGUGCACAUUGUACAGCGUGGUGCAGUCCGUCCUCUCAUUAGUAUGCUUCAGUCGAACGAUGUACAACUUGAAGAGAUGUCUGCUUUUGCACUUGGGAGACUAGCUCAGGACUCACAUAAUCAAGCUGGCAUUGCUCACGAAGGUGGUCUUAUUCCUCUCUUAAAGCUUCUUGAUUCAAAGAAUGGCUCCCUUCAGCAUAAUGCAGCGUUUGCUUUAUAUGGAAUUGCAGAUAAUGAUGACAAUAUCUCUGCUUUUAUGAGCAUUGGGGGUGUCCAGAAGUUGCAGGAGGGUGAAUUCAUUGUGCAGGCAACAAAGGAUUGUGUAGCCAAAACAUUGAAAAGAUUGGAGGAGAAAAUCCAUGAUAGUGUCCUGAAGCAUUUACUUUAUAUGAUGAGAAUUGAAGAGAAGCUUAUUCAAAGACGCAUUGCUUUAGCUUUGGCUCACCUUUGUUCCCCUGAGGACCAACGAACUAUUUUCAUUGACAACAAUGGGCUUGAUGUGCUCCUUGGUUUACUUGGUUCCUCAAAUUCAAAACAACAAGAAGAUGGCUUUGUAGCACUUUUUAAGUUAGCUAACAAAGCCAUGGCUCUCUCACCCAUGGAUGCAGCUCCUCCAUCUCCAACACCACAGGUUUAUCUUGGAGAACGCUUUGUUAACAGUUCAACUAUAUCGGAUGUUACAUUUCUGGUUGAAGGAAAGCGGUUUUAUGCACACAGAAUUGCCUUACUUGCUUCUUCUGACGCUUUCCGAGCAAUGUUUGAUGGUGGGUACCGGGAGAAGGACACGAGAGACAUCGAGAUCCCAAAUAUUAAAUGGGAAGUAUUUGAGUUGAUGAUGAGAUUUAUCUACACAGGAUCUGUUGAAAUAUCGACCGAUGCUGCACAAGAUCUUCUUCGAGCUGCUGAUCAAUAUCUUCUCGAAGGUCUGAAACGUUUGUGCGAGUAUGCCAUUGCGCAGGUUGUGAAUCUUGACAACAUCUAUUCUAUGUAUGAGCUUUCAGAGGCCUAUAAUGCCAUGUCAUUGAGGCAAACAUGCAUUCUUUUUAUUCUGGAGCACUUUGAUAAGACACGCACGAGGCCAUGGCAUUCCGAACUGAUAAUACGCAUUAUCCCUGAGAUGCGGAAUUAUUUUGACAGAAUUCUUCGUCCAAGUUAGAAGAAUUCACAUUUGUAGAUGUUCUUUUGUCACCAGCUACUGCAGUUGGGUGGGUGGUGGUGGUGGGGCGGUGGUGUGGAUGUUCCAGUUUUAUGUUGGAAAUGGGUUGCUUUUUUUGGUAAGUUUGUUCCAAAAUUUUUCUGUGCUUGAUGUAUUUUUUGGGCUCCUUGGAUUACAUUCAUUAGCUAAUAUUCAAAUGUGGCAAUUUUAUUGCGAUAUCCC
Messenger RNA from Phalaenopsis equestris, 2535 nucleotides. RefSeq names its product ARM REPEAT PROTEIN INTERACTING WITH ABF2. Bases 160 to 2313 code for a protein of 717 amino acids. The record is from RefSeq and is a predicted model, not a curated record. NCBI's taxonomy places the organism in Eukaryota, Viridiplantae, Streptophyta, Magnoliopsida, Asparagales, Orchidaceae. Gene Ontology annotation, molecular function: protein binding. The transcript has 19 exons.